Messenger RNA from Pteropus alecto (black flying fox), 1910 nucleotides. It is a transcript of the gene PTGER2, whose product is annotated as prostaglandin E receptor 2. The coding region runs from base 512 to 1771 and encodes 419 amino acids. Gene Ontology annotation, cellular component: plasma membrane. Gene Ontology annotation, molecular function: prostaglandin E receptor activity. NCBI's taxonomy places the organism in Eukaryota, Metazoa, Chordata, Mammalia, Chiroptera, Pteropodidae. The transcript is spliced from 2 exons. Gene Ontology annotation, biological process: cellular response to prostaglandin E stimulus; positive regulation of cytosolic calcium ion concentration; adenylate cyclase-activating G protein-coupled receptor signaling pathway. The record is from RefSeq and is a predicted model, not a curated record.
GAAAGAAAGAAAGAAAGAAAGAAAAAGAAAGAAAAAGAAAAAAAGAAAGAAAGAGCAAGCAAAUAUAUUAGUCUUAACCUGCAAACCGUCUUUGGAGUCUGUUGUUCCUUUCUUUUUCACAUCUCAAGAGACUGAUGGUCUUAACUUCUCUUGUUCAGUGAGUCGCUUCGCUUUCCCCGUUGCUCCCUUUCAGCCCUCUGCCAGGGAUAAGCGCUUCCUAGAGGAAGUCUGAAGACCGUGCGGCUUCGAGCAUCCCACCCAAGAACACCACUCCCGCUGCCCGCGCGCCCCUGCCCAGCUAAGCGCGGGACCAGUGCCUGGACCCCUCUCCCUCCCCCUCUCCGCCGGUGCACCCAAGGGACUCGCAGUGCGGCCUGACGACCCGAGGGCGCUGGCCUCGGACAUUCAUAACACUGCGCCCUAGCACGCCCCCGGGCGGCGCCGAGGAGAAGGCUGCAGUUUCCUCCACGCGUGGUGGGCGCGGGUCGGAGGAGCCUCGAGCGCCUCCCAGAUGCUGCAGCCCAGCCGCCACUCCGGGAGCUGCGGGAGACCUGGGACGAGCCUGCCCUCGGUGCGUGCUGGGGACCAGAAGGGGGCUCUGGAUUUCGAUCCCUCCUCGUCUUUUCCUUCUGGGUCUCGGGACACUCCCACUCAGAUCCUCCUCCUCCCAGGUACAGGCCGGGAGUGGAGGACACAUCUCUCCUCCCGGCACCCCACCAUGGGCAAUAGGUCCAAUGGCUCCCGGUGGGAGGACUGCGAGACUCGACAGUGGCUCCCUUCCGGCGAAAGCCCAGCCAUCAGCUCCGUGAUGUUCUCGGCCGGGGUGCUGGGGAACCUCAUCGCGCUCGCACUGCUGGCGCGCCGCUGGCGGGGUGAUGCGGGGCGCAGGAAUUCCAUCUCCUUGUUCCACGUGCUGGUUACUGAGCUGGUGUUCACCGACCUGCUCGGAACCUGCCUCAUCAGCCCGGUGGUGCUGGCUUCGUAUGCAAGGAACCAGACCCUGCUGGCACUGGCGCCCGACGGCCACGCGUGCACCUACUUCGCCUUUGCCAUGACGUUCUUCAGCCUGGCCACGAUGCUUAUGCUCUUCGCCAUGGCCCUGGAGCGCUACUUAUCCAUCGGGCACCCCUACUUCUACCAGCGCCACAUCACGCGCCACCGCGGCCUGGCGGUGCUACCAGCCAUCUACACCGUCUCCCUGCUUUUCUGCUCCCUGCCGCUGCUGAACUACGGGCAGUACGUCCAGUACUGUCCCGGGACGUGGUGCUUCAUCCAGCACGGGCGGACCUCGUACCUGCAGCUUUAUGCCACCCUGCUGCUGCUGCUCAUCGUCGCGGUGCUCGCUUGCAACUUCAGCGUCAUCCUCAACCUCAUCCGUAUGUACCGCCGGGGCAGAAGAAGCCGCUGUGGGCCCUCCUUGGGCAGCGGCCAGGGCGGCCCUUCGACCCGCAGGAGAGGGGAAAGGAUGUCCAUGGCGGAGGAGACAGACCAUCUCAUUCUCCUGGCUAUUAUGACUAUCACCUUUGCCGUCUGUUCAUUGCCUUUCACAAUUUUUGCAUAUAUGAAUGAAACCUCUUCCCGAAAAGAAAAGUGGGACCUCCAAGCUCUUAGAUUUUUAUCAAUUAAUUCAAUAAUUGACCCUUGGGUCUUUGCCAUCCUUAGGCCCUCUGUUCUGAGACUAAUGCGUUCAGUCCUCUGUUGUCGAGUUUCAUUAAGAACACAAGAUGCAACACAGACUUCCUGCUCUACACGGUCAAAUGCCAGUAAAUAGACUGACCUUUGUGGACAAUAGCUAAGUGCUUAGUUAGCCAGCAUCUGGAAGAUCAUUUUGAACUGGUUCCUUGGAGAAAUGAAAAAAGUUAGUUUAUAAACAAAAUGAAGCUACCCUAAUAAAAGAGAGUAAACAAACA